This is a messenger RNA of Hypanus sabinus (Atlantic stingray), 5839 nucleotides long. RefSeq names its product probable crossover junction endonuclease EME2. The coding region runs from base 240 to 1580 and encodes 446 amino acids. The record is from RefSeq and is a predicted model, not a curated record. Gene Ontology annotation, biological process: mitotic intra-S DNA damage checkpoint signaling; double-strand break repair; resolution of meiotic recombination intermediates. Lineage: Eukaryota; Metazoa; Chordata; Chondrichthyes; Myliobatiformes; Dasyatidae. The transcript has 8 exons. Gene Ontology annotation, molecular function: nuclease activity; DNA binding. Gene Ontology annotation, cellular component: nucleus; Holliday junction resolvase complex.
GUGGUGGGGGUGGGGGGGAUACCUUGAGCCUCGGUUCCUUUGUCUGGCUGCGGCUGGUGGGUCGGCGAUGGGGCAGUGCCAGAUCCGGGGGUCUCACUGGCAAAGCUUUGUGCUGGGAGCUGGCGUUUGACCGCCCCUGUCCCGGGAUGUUUAUUGUUCUGACGCCCGGCGAUCUGGAUCUGGGAGCGCCUUGAUCGAUUGGACACGGCCCCCGUUGCAAGGGGGAGGGAGCGGUGAACAUGUACCCGGCUCUGAGCUCCUUCUACUGGGCGCCUGUGGCCGUGACGGGCUGGGAGCUGUGCUGUCCGGAGGCCGGCGGCAGGCCGUUCACGGCCGGCGUCCAGACACCCUUGGAAGGGGGAGCGGGAGAGGGUAGCUCGGCCACAGCGGGCUGUGGGGUAGGACGCACGGCGAGCCCUAGCUCCGGGCAGAGGAAGGGCUGCAGCCCCGAGGAGAUCCACUUGGCCGAGUGGGGGUCGGAGAUACUCCAGCGGGAGAGGGAGGCUGCCAGGGAGGUGGAGAAGCAAGAGAGGGAUGAGCGGCAGGCGACGGACAUCACCCUGAAGUACAUCCGUCCGGACCAAUGUUUGAAGUACAUCAGGGUGUGUGUGGACCCUGCUAUUCUGCAGGAGGCUGGCGGCUACGUGUUGCUGGAUGUUUUGAACUCGCUGGAAUCAGAGUAUAGCAUUGAGCAUCAGUCUGUGCCUUCCACCAUAACAUGGAGAAGAGAAUUACCUCAAGAUAUAUUGGAUGAGCUGUCUGAUGAGGCCAAAUUCGUGUACAAGUCUAAGGAGGAAAAUCAAAUUCUGGUGCUGCUUUCACCAAAUUACUUCCUUAACAUGGUGUGGUCACAUAAACAGAAAAUGAAAGGCAUUUUCAUGGAAAACAUCUGUGAAACAUUUGACAGCUUCAUAAUCAGAGUUCUGGACAAGCGGUUUCAUAGAAAAGCCACAUUGGCUGUCAUUGGCUUGGAUACCUACACAAGGGAAAAGGGGCUUUACAGCCCAGUGAAAAGGCAACAGAAUUCAGAAAACAACACUGAUGAAGAUUCAGAGUCUUGGGUUAGCAAGGAGCUUGGGUUGACCUGUGCAGAUUUGGAUGAGGUACAGGUGGCAUUACAACUGCAAACACACACAACAGUUUGGUUCUUAGAGAACUGGCAACAAUUUGCCGAUCAUGUUGCAACACUUACAAAGGCUAUAGCCCGAUCUCCUUUCAAAAAGCAGACUGAGAAAAUGACCUUCUCCUUCUGCCCUGAUGGAACGUGGUCCACUGGUGUGAAAGUGGACAAGGAUGGAAAGGGCCUCCUGAAAUUGUGGAAAAAACAGCUGCAGCAGCUCAACAGGAUCACCCAACCAGUGGCAAUGGCAAUAGCACAAGCCUACCCUACACCACAGCUGCUCGUACGGGCUUAUAGACAAUGCACUACAGAAUGGGAGAAGCAGAAUCUGUUAUCAGAGGUUAAAGUGGAAGCUGGAGGAAAACGUGUGGAUCGACGUGUUGGACCAGAUAUAUCCCGCAGGUUGUACAUUUUCAUGACCUCAGAAAAUUCUGACAUAGUCUUGGAUAAAAGUGGUUAAAUAGAUCAGAUGAAAACAGAAUGGUGCAUUUUAUGAACUUUUUAUAUAAAAUACAUUAGCAGGGUUGUCUGUAUUUAAAAACAGUUUAGCAUUAGCAGUAUGUUAUAGAAGCUUUAUUUGUGAGCUCUAAACUGAUUUUAUUAAAACAGUUACUGUUUGUUAAUCCAUUACAAGAAAUUGAAAGCGUCACAGACCAGUUUUUAAUUCAAUAUACAAUACGUAGCUGCUCACACAGAAAUAUUGUAUGAUGGUAACAAAAGCUGUUAAUGCAAGUCAAAAUUCUAGAAUAAUGUUUUCACAACAUUGACAUGUGGGUCCAACAAGAACAUUUAUGGAAAGGGGUUGCCAAUUAAAUUAAAAUCUAAACAUAGUUACAUAGAUUAACACAAACCCUGUUGACUGAUACACGUCUUCAGCAGAUAGGGAGCAGUGGAGAGAGAAUUCACACAAGUCUGACUUUAGGCACAUCAUUUUCUGGAAGUUAAAGAAUUGAUACACUUUGAAGGAGGGUGCCCAUUGUUGAAGACCAUUUUUCCAGCCACAGGAUCGCUGCAGAGAUUCCACAGAGCAGCGUCAUAGGCCCAACCACCAAAGGCUCAUCAACUGCAGUUUUUCUAUCAAGUGGGGAUUCCACCCUGUUCAAUUCCAUUUGCCACUCAACAGUAAAUGACAGUUCUAGAUUGCAAAUGGUGCAACAUUCAGGCAUGGGAUGAUAAAUGACAAGUACCAUUCACAUUAGGCAAUAAUUCCAGGCACCUACUCACUUACGCUUUACUUUCAACACCAUCAAGUUUCCAAAUAUUUAACAUGGUGGGUGGCACUAUAGAACAGAAGAUCAAUUGGGCCAGCUGAAUGUGUAUGCAUUGGCUGCAAGAGGUCAGAAGCUGGUUAUAAAGAGUUAGAACAAUUAAAAGUAAAAAUAAUGUGGGUGUAAGUACUAUGGCUUCAAAAGGCUGGGCAUUUGCAGCAAGCAAAUCACCUUCUGAGACCUCAGAGCACAAGUCAGGAGUGUGAUAGAAUUCUCUCCACCUAUCUGGAAGGGUGCAACAGCAACACUGAUACACGAUGUAGAAUGAAGCAAUCUACUUGAUUGGAUGUCUAUUCCACCUCCUUGAAUACUUAUUGCUUCCAACUUUAAAAUUCACUCUAAACACUCAACUAAACUGCUCCCAAAUGCAAAACCCGUACCACUAAGACAGACGAGUGGUUGCAGUUGCAUGAAAAAGUCCUUAAAGAUCCUGAAGUGGAAAUAUCACCUCCUUUACUGAUGCCAGAUCUAAAUCUAGAACCUAUUCCCUAUGGUGCUGUAGAAGCACCAUCACCAGAAUUGCAGCAGCUCAAGGUAACCACUCAGUAGCUCAAAGAGGAGACAUGGCCAGGUUCACCUUCUUACUAAAUCGAAGCAAAUCAGUGGCAUAUUAUCAACUGAUGGGACCUAUGCUUCCCAAAGAAUUCAGAAUCAUUGGGUAGCGUCUUCAUUGAGUUUGUUGUAAGUUAUAAAUCUCUCAGAAUUUACUGUGUUACCAUCUGGCACAGCAAAUAAUCAGUGGAAAAGCCAAUAAGCCAUCAACUGUAUUGGGUCAUACCCACAUCAGCUUUGACAUGUCGUACAGGGAAAAUACUUUUCAGUUUAAGAAAAAGGCACUUAAUCUUGCAUGGAAACUGCAAGACCCUGUUUUAAAAGCUUGGCACUUGUAGCAAAUCCACAAAUAAAUUGAACAAAAUUUAUGCGAUAAUUUGAGUUUUAAUGAUGAAGACCAAUUGUUUAGACCAUAUGAAAAUCUACUUCACCAAUGAAAUAGUGCAAUGUUCCAAAAUUUCAGACUUUAGAUAGCAUGAAAUGCUAGACUAGAGGAAGCGAGUAACUGGCCACAUGAGCUUUAUCUAGGUAAUUCAAUUUUAAAUGUCAUUGAGCAUUGAGAUUUUCAAUUCAAAAUAAUGGUUUAUGAAAAAGUAAGGGUGAUAGGCUGCUUAAAAUACAAGUGCAUACAUACUAAAAUACUAGUAUAUUGGUUUGGUAUUUAAAUAGUUUGUGUAAUCCCUUCCAUUUGGUCACUACCUAGCACGAGAAUAGUAAACUGCUGAUACCUCAGCUCCCAGUUCUCUGCUCCAAUUAGGGACUUUUAACUACUUUAAACUUUUAACUGCUUUCCACUGCAGGAUCACCACCACUGGAGUUGAGGCCUCAUUAAUACAGGAAGUGGAUAAAAUAACUGUUCAAAACUGAAGUUAGGUUUACACUCCUAAAUACUGCCAUGUCCUUCAUUGCUGCCAAAUUUACAAACCAAUGUAAAUUAAACAAUUAAAAUCACAACUAUGAAUUAAAAAAGGGACCCAAUCAAAAGAUUGGCGUUAACUACAUUUUACCCUAAAGGCAAGAUUAAGUUUUGCUGGAAAACUGUUGUAAGCACAUUAGUAAGAAAUAUUGGAGGAAACUCCAUUAAAUUUCUAUGAACAAGUAUUUAAGAUGAACUUGAAAAAAGAAUUUGAAAAGAAAAAAGCAGGAUUAAAUACGAUGGAAGUGAAUAGCCCUGGGAAUUAUUUAUAGGGAUGAAAUUCAAGUUACCGUGACAAUCAAUGAUGUUAGUCUCUUUCAUUUCAAGAAGUCAGAAGCAAUUCAGAUUCCAGUAGGAAUGACCUGUUUUGAUUGGGAGCUGCUUAAAGCUUGUCCACAUUACAUGAGCAAACAAGCUUUGGUUUUAAAACUGGUCCACCUACUCUGGAGUGCCAAAGUUUGUGACUUGAUUAGGACAAGGUUUAUAUUUAGGCAAUGCUACAAGAGAAAAAUGAACCAUGUGAAGGUGCUAACUAAGAAAUUAGCUUACAGAAAUUAAGGAAGCAAAGAAUAAGAUUAACCUUAAAAUUGUUUUAGUUCAGAUCUGGUCAGGUAUAAAAUUAAACCUGUCCCAAAUGAAACAUUGCCAUCAUCAGUCUGAACUCAAAUUAUGUUUUAUGUUAAUAACUGAGCACAAAUUGAAAAUUAAUCAGUAGUCAGAUACAGGUCAAGUAACCAGCUUCAAUUCCUGUUUUGAUUUAUGAACCCUAGGUUUCCAAAUCAGUAAUAACAAAGUUAUUGAUAACAUUUAAGUGAGGAAGCCAUUUCAAUGUGAUCUAAAAUAGGAACUUGAGUGUAAAAGACAGACAAAAGGGCAGGUUAAUGAGCUAAUAAACUUCUCUGAAUUCUAUCUGCAAAGAAAAUGUUUGGAGCAAUUUUUACAAUAAGUAGUGGAUGAUUAAAGAAAACAAAAACGAUGAGAAAACCUUUUCUCUUGUAUAUUAAGAAAAGCACCAGAUUUUUUCCAUUAAGGGGAGUGUAAUGUUCAAGUUUCCUAAAUUUCUUUAAUGUGGCCGACAGCCUCUGGAAUUCUGUAUCUCCAUUCAAUAAGUAAUGGAGUUACUUAAACAACAUUCAAAAUAUACAUUAAUUGUCUAAUGGUAGAAUUAUCACAUACCUACCAUACAGCAAGAUGUGGCACAUAAAAUACGAUUUGUCAAGAUUAUAGGAAAUUUUGACUGGUGUUUAUAAUACAUAAACAUUUAUUGACAUACUUGCAAUACUGUGUGAUACUAUUACGAAAUGUAUGGUUACUUAGCACUUAAUUAGUAGUAUUUGUAUGGAUAACAAUCGUGUAUGUGUUAUGAGUUGAUGCAAUCCUGUUUAGAAUAGUUAUGGCAUAAUGUACUCUAGUUAGAAAGAGAUGGACAAGAACUAUCCCUAUUGAAAAAUGGGAUUAUAGAAAUUGUAGAAAUCUUAUGCUUAAAAUAUUUGGCUUGAUAUUAACACCAGGAACAGUUAAUGGAAGUUCAAUGAUGAUUGUUAACUAAUAAAUCCAGGAGAAUAAAAUAUAUUUUCUUUCAGGCUUGGAAAAAAUAUAGCAUUGCUAUUCUAAUUUUGAUUAAGACUUCACAUUAAAUAUUCAGCUGUGAUAUAGUAUUACACACCAGACUGCAAGUUAAAGUACUAGUUUUUAGAUUAAGCACAAGGAAAAAUUGAAUGUCAAACAACAGUAUUUGCAAACAGAAAUGAUAAAAACAUUACAAACAAGCUUGAAGAGCACAAAUAAGAGUCUAAGGCCUCACACAGAAUGCUACACCUAAAACCCGAGAGCACAAAAUGUUUUUUCUCUGUACUGAGUGCCAAGUUCGUAGAUUGUUUAUUGUAACCCUGAAAAAGUGAGACUAGAUUUGUGAGUUUGACAGAAUGUAAUAUCUUUGUAUUAAUAGAUGUGAUCAAAUAAAUAGUAACUUGUGAUGUGCAA